AUGCCGCAGGCUUCUGAUGGAGAUCAGAUCGACUUAUCAAGUCCACCUUGGCCCUGCCCCGUGCRUGGCCAGAGAGCCUUGCUCGCGUGGGGAGGCCGGGCAAGCCGGCAGCCCGGGCGGGCGCCGCGGGGGCCUGGCGUGUCCGAGCCCCGGUGCCAGCCCUGUCCYGCUCUCUUGCAGAUGUCGGGGGUGCAGCCGCCGCUGGGCCGAGGGGCGCCCUGUUCCCGCUGCCGGGGGCCRUGCCCGGGCUUCGAGCCGCACUCCUGGAGGAAAAUAUGCAAGUGGUGCAAGUGCAGCCAGGAGGAUCACAGCCUGAGCUCCGACGCGGAYGACGACCGGAAAAUCGGCCGCCUGCUGUCGGACUCCAAGUACGCGACGCUCACGGCCAGGGUGAAGGGAGGCGAYGGCGUGCGCAUCUACAAGCGGAACCGCAUGAUCAUCACGAACCCCAUCGUGUCCCGCAAGGACCCCACCUUCGACACCAUCACCUACGAGUGGGCCCCGCCGGGGCUCACCCAGAAGCUGGCCAUCCAGUACAUGGAGCUGAUCCCCAAGGAGAUGCAGCCGGUGGCGGGCACGCAGGGCGCGCUGUUCCGGCGGCGGCAGCUGCUGCGGCAGCUCCCGCUGCACGACCAGGACCCGGCGCAGUGCCGCGGGCUGGCGCCCGGCGACGCCGCGCUCAUGGACGCCUUCGUGAAGGCCUACAAGGCCGAGGCGCUCGGCGUGGGCGAGGUGGCGCUGCCCGGGCAGGCCGGCGGCGCCAAGGAGGGCGGCGAGCGCCAGCGGCCCCCCGAGCCCAACGGCGCCGUGGACACCGCGGCCACGCAGCGGCACUGCGAGCUCUGCAAGCAGCCCGUGCCGCCCGACUGCCCCGUGGUGUACGCCGACCGCGCCGGCUACUCGCGCCAGUGGCACCCGGCCUGCUUCGUGUGCUGCAAGUGCUCCGAGCCCCUCGUCGACCUCAUCUACUUCUGGAAGAGCGGCGCGCUCUGGUGCGGGCGCCACUACUGCGAGAGCCUGCGGCCGCGCUGCGCCGGCUGCGACGAGCUCAUCUUCUCGGAGGACUUCGAGCGGGCGGCGGGGCUGGCGUGGCACCGGAUGCGUUCAGAGGCUCCAGAUGCUACUUGCAAGGGUCCAUCUGUGUUGCAGCUGCUGGGACUGCAGCACCUGCAGCAGGAGCAGGACAACGAAAUCCAGAGGAGCGAUGUGACCAUCCGCUCCUCUUGCUCCAGCGACGGGGCCUCCGGGAACAGCCRCCCGCCCUGUCCUCCCAGCAACACCCACCGGGACGCGGGGGGUUCCUGGCAAAGGGCUCCCCACAAGUGA
Messenger RNA from Nothoprocta perdicaria, 1326 nucleotides. RefSeq names its product LIM and cysteine rich domains 1 (gene LMCD1). The record is from RefSeq and is a predicted model, not a curated record. The transcript is spliced from 7 exons. Lineage: Eukaryota; Metazoa; Chordata; Aves; Tinamiformes; Tinamidae. Gene Ontology annotation, molecular function: zinc ion binding. The coding region runs from base 1 to 1326 and encodes 441 amino acids.